Molecule: messenger RNA, 1942 nt
Organism: Antechinus flavipes (yellow-footed antechinus)
Lineage: Eukaryota; Metazoa; Chordata; Mammalia; Dasyuromorphia; Dasyuridae
Gene: ATP6V0D1
Product: ATPase H+ transporting V0 subunit d1
Exons: 8
Coding region: 99-1157 (352 amino acids)
Biological process (GO): proton transmembrane transport; vacuolar acidification; vacuolar transport
Cellular component (GO): vacuolar proton-transporting V-type ATPase complex; proton-transporting V-type ATPase, V0 domain; lysosomal membrane
Molecular function (GO): proton-transporting ATPase activity, rotational mechanism
Source: RefSeq, a predicted model, not a curated record
UCACCUGAUCCUUGGGGGUGGGAUCACAUGCCCGGUCCGGUUCCGGUUCGGCUGUAGUUCCCCCUUUAAACUCCCCAACUCCCGGAGCCGCCUCAGCCAUGAUGUCGGCUUUCCCCGAGCUCUACUUCAAUGUGGACAAUGGCUACCUGGAGGGCUUGGUCCGGGGUCUCAAGGCCGGGGUGCUGAGCCAGUCGGAUUACGUCAACCUGGUGCAGUGCGAGACGCUCGAGGAUCUGAAACUACACCUCCAGAGCACAGACUAUGGGAACUUCCUGGCAAAUGAGGCAUCCCCACUCACUGUGUCAGUCAUUGACGACAAACUCAAGGAGAAGAUGGUGGUAGAGUUCCGCCACAUGAGGAAUCAUGCCUAUGAACCACUGGCCAGCUUCCUGGACUUCAUCACCUAUAGCUACAUGAUCGACAAUGUCAUCCUGCUGAUAACAGGGACCUUGCACCAGCGUUCCAUUGCUGAGCUUGUGCCCAAGUGCCACCCUCUAGGCAGCUUUGAGCAGAUGGAGGCCGUGAACAUUGCCCAGACACCCGCAGAGUUAUACAGCGCUAUCUUAGUGGACACUCCUCUUGCUGCAUUCUUCCAAGACUGCAUCUCUGAGCAGGACCUCGACGAGAUGAAUAUCGAGAUCAUCCGCAACACUCUGUACAAGGCCUACCUAGAGUCUUUCUACAAGUUCUGUGCUUUGCUGGGGGGCACCACUGCAGAUGCCAUGUGUCCCAUCCUGGAGUUUGAAGCUGACCGCAGAGCCUUCAUCAUCACCAUCAACUCCUUUGGCACUGAGCUCUCCAAGGAGGACCGAGCCAAGCUGUUCCCACACUGUGGGAAGCUCUACCCUGAAGGCCUGGCCCAGCUGGCCCGGGCUGAUGACUACGAGCAGGUCAAGACUGUAGCUGACUACUACCCGGAAUACAAACUGCUCUUUGAAGGGGCUGGCAGCAAUCCUGGAGAUAAGACCUUAGAGGACCGAUUCUUUGAGCAUGAGGUGAAGCUGAACAAGCUGGCCUUCCUCAACCAGUUCCACUUUGGCGUCUUCUACGCCUUCGUGAAGCUCAAGGAGCAGGAGUGCCGGAACAUCGUCUGGAUCGCCGAGUGCAUCGCCCAGCGCCACCGGGCCAAGAUCGACAACUACAUCCCCAUCUUCUAGCUCCCUCUUCUGAUCCGUUUACUAGUCUUUGGCCAUUCCGUGAGGCCCCCUGGGGAAGCACAGUGGGGCUCUGUGUGUAUGGGCCCUUGUGGGCCCUUGGUACUGGGAGGGUGUAUCUGUCACUGUCCUGGCUUGUUCCAUAUGCACCUAAUGCUGAUGAAGCAGGGCUCCCCCUUCUUUCCCUCCCCCCACCCUUGCCCCCGACUUUGGCCUCGGGAACUAUGUCAGGGCUGGAAUGGUGGGACCUAGGAGCCUGGUCAUCAAAGCUGAGCCCCCACUUCCCACAAGUAGCCUCGGUAACUUCUGUGUUGUUAAAAACCCCUGUCCUGAGAGAGAUGAUACAGAGGUACCCCGUGCUGAUGUUUACAGCUGUUAAAGGCGUCUGAGAAGCAUGUGGUCACUUUGAUACCCUCUUCUUCCCCCUCCUUCAGGAAAGCCAUCUCGACUGCCCCACAGGUUAGAUGGCUCUGCCAGCCCCUUUCCCCAUCCCCCAUGGAAAAGUGGUAGUAGGUGUCAGAGGCAGGGGAGUACUCUGCAUCGCCAUCCCCCUCCCCAACAUACACGAACCUGUGCAUAUAGACACCCGUACCCAGGCCUCCCCACCAGCACAAGCCAGGGCACUGGCUCUGGACACUAAGGAGCCUUUCCCUCUCCCUCAGCCAGGAGGCUUUGAUACAGAGGUCGGGGGCUGUUCGGGCCUUCCUCUACCCACUGGGGUAUCUCUCUUCUCCAAUUCACCCUGAGUUUUUGUGUUUCUCCUAACAAUAAAGCUGCCCGUUCUGUGA